Messenger RNA from Gekko japonicus, 834 nucleotides. RefSeq names its product presqualene diphosphate phosphatase-like. Gene Ontology annotation, molecular function: sphingosine-1-phosphate phosphatase activity. The transcript has 3 exons. The record is from RefSeq and is a predicted model, not a curated record. NCBI's taxonomy places the organism in Eukaryota, Metazoa, Chordata, Lepidosauria, Squamata, Gekkonidae. The coding region runs from base 1 to 834 and encodes 277 amino acids.
AUGACGUACGUCGAAUAUCGGGGGCAGUUACGUCACCACCGCGACACCCAGCCCGAGGAGCAGCCAAAGACUGAAUCGGGACAUCAGGGUGGACUCACCGGCGCGUCAGAGAGAGCUGGUGUUCCCGGACAGCUCAUCUCUUCACAAGGACUCUUCCUCUACCAGCGCCCCCACCCCCCGCCAGCUUUAUCCGAAGAGGCCAGCACAAACCCAUCUUUCAUGGCUACUCUCCUGCGUUCCUUGCUGGCCUUCGACCAUUGGGCCUCCAACCAGCUGGGGGUGUGCACGAGAGAGGAUUCGCCUUGGGCCUGUGGCCGCCCCCUCAUGAAGAUCAUAGAGUUCUCGGGGCACGGUGUCCCAUGGCUGGCCGCCACGUUGUGCGGCCUCUACGUCAAUCGCAGUCCAGCAGGCAGAGAGCUGCUGAUCAACAUGCUCUUUGCUCUGGUGCUCGACCUCAUUUCGGUGGGACUGCUGAAAGGGCUGGUGAAAAGGAAGCGCCCCGCCGACAACAAGAUGGACAUGUUCGCCACUGUCUCCGUAGACCAAUAUUCCUUCCCGUCCGGUCACGCUACCAGAGCAGCCAUGGUCUCCAGAUUCGUCCUCCACCAUCUUACACUGCCUGCCCCUCUGCAGGUCCUGGUGGUCUUUUGGGCCCCUGUCGUGGGGUUGUCCCGAAUUAUGCUGGGCAGACACAAUGUGACCGAUGUGAUCUUUGGGCUCGCCAUGGGCUACGUGCAGUACAGCGUGGUGGAGUACUUCUGGUUGUCCCCCGUCACGGCUCCGGCUCUCUUUGCGGCAUGGGGAGAGUCCAAGUGCUUGUCGCGCAACCUGUGA